This is a messenger RNA of Pongo pygmaeus (Bornean orangutan), 1321 nucleotides long. Its product is annotated as delta(3,5)-Delta(2,4)-dienoyl-CoA isomerase, mitochondrial. Gene Ontology annotation, cellular component: mitochondrion. Gene Ontology annotation, molecular function: delta(3,5)-delta(2,4)-dienoyl-CoA isomerase activity. NCBI's taxonomy places the organism in Eukaryota, Metazoa, Chordata, Mammalia, Primates, Hominidae. The record is from RefSeq and is a predicted model, not a curated record. The transcript has 10 exons. Bases 145 to 1131 code for a protein of 328 amino acids.
AGUAAAGAUGGCGGAGAGAACGGCGUCAUUGCCUGUCAGGUUGCGGCAUCGGUGCCCUCGCUCAACAUGGCGGCCUUUUGUGCCCGCCCCCUCCGCUAACGGGCAGGUUACUCCGUCCCAACACAGUAGACGAAGGCUGCGGCGAUGGCGGCGGGGAUAGUGGCUUCUCGCAGACUCCGCGACCUACUGACCCGGCAACUCACAGCCUCCAACUACCCGGGACUCAGUAUUAGCCUUCGCCUCACUGGCUCCCCUGCACAAGAGGAGGCUUCCGGAGUAGCCCUCGGUGAAGCCCCAGACCACAGCUAUGAGUCCCUUCGUGUGACGUCUGCGCAGAAACAUGUUCUCCAUGUUCAGCUCAACCGGCCCAACAAGAGGAAUGCCAUGAACAAGGUCUUCUGGAGAGAGAUGGUAGAGUGCUUCAACAAGAUUUCGAGAGACGCUGACUGUCGGGCGGUGGUGAUCUCUGGUGCAGGAAAAAUGUUCACUGCAGGUAUUGACCUGAUGGACAUGGCUUCGGACCUCUUGCAGCCCAAAGGAGAUGAUGUGGCCCGGAUCAGCUGGUACCUCCGUGACAUCAUCACUCGAUACCAGGAGACCUUCAAUGUCAUCGAGAAGUGCCCCAAGCCCGUGAUUGCUGCCGUCCACGGGGGCUGCAUUGGCGGAGGUGUGGACCUCGUCACCGCCUGUGACAUCCGGUACUGUGCCCAGGAUGCUUUCUUCCAGGUGAAGGAGGUGGACGUGGGUUUGGCUGCCGAUGUAGGAACACUGCAGCGCCUGCCCAAGGUCAUCGGGAACCAGAGCCUGGUCAACGAGCUGGCCUUCACCGCCCGCAAGAUGAUGGCUGACGAGGCCCUGGGCAGUGGGCUGGUCAGCCGGGUGUUCCCAGACAAGGAGGUCAUGCUCGAUGCUGCCUUAGCGCUGGCGGCCGAGAUUUCCAGCAAGAGCCCCGUGGCGGUGCAGAGCACCAAGGUCAACCUGCUCUAUUCCCGCGACCAUUCGGUGGCCGAGAGCCUCAACUACGUGGCGUCCUGGAACAUGAGCAUGCUGCAGACCCAGGACCUCAUGAAGUCGGUCCAGGCCGCGACUGAAAACAAGGAACUGAAAAGCGUCACCUUCUCCAAGCUCUGAGAGCCCUCGCGUCCCAGACCCAGCCAGGGGCCUGGCCUUGUCCCGCCUCAUCCGCAGAAAGGGAGGAUGGGCGAUGACGGUUGUCUCUAUGCCUUCUCACCCAGUCUCCCAGUUUAUAACUUUAUGACAAUGCGUUUCUCAAGCCCAAGGCCUUAUCUUCACCCCACAAACAAUAAAGCAAAGUAAAGAA